AUGACUACUUUGCGAAAUUUCCAGAACGAGAUUGACGAGAUCCAACAUCGGGAACUCAUCAAACAAAGAACCCAGUACCACACGGAACAAGGAAAGGAGAAGGGUCCGAGAAACGCUGUCGACAAGUCUGUGUCUGAGUCUAAAGCAAACAAGAAUGGGGACAUAGUAGUAGAUCCAUCGGAACCCCAAAUUGAUAUCGAUGCACCCGACACAUCCGACCUGGAUGAACGAAUACAGGGUCUAUUACUAUCCGAUACGCUAUCUGACAAAGAACGAGCUCGAGAUAUUCUCACUGCUCUGCUGACACGCCGUCGAGGAGAGUACAUUCUCCGAAUAGGUGACCAUCCGCCCAACUCUAAACUUUUUGCCGGCGAGUCGUUAGCGGAGAUCGAUGGCUGGUACGGUACGCCUUGCACCGCGCAGGACCUGGUUGUUUUACAAAAAGAGACCAGUCGGAUAGUAGACGACCUUGGCGGGCAGACUACCAUUUUGUUCGAAUCAAAGGCAGAGCACCCUCGAGCUGCGCUGCUAUUACGCUUGCCUCCGGCAGAUGUUUCUCUCACUCCGGAAGUCCGGUGCGCCGUUGUGGGUAAUGUGGACAGCGGAAAAUCUACAACGUUAGGUGUUCUAACGCGAGGCGCGCUCGACGAUGGUCGAGGGCGUGCACGAGUCAGCCUCUUUCGGCACAAACACGAAAUAGAGAGUGGGCGGACAUCCAGCGUGGGCAUGGAAAUUCUAGGUUUCGAUGUAUCAGGAAAACCUAUACUUCCCCCAACCGCACACUCAAAUGACCUCGACGUCAUCCGACGCGAGAAGAUGGGCUGGGAGGAUAUUUCCGCCCGAGCAGCGAAAAUUGUAUCAUUCAUCGGGGCCAAUGCGGGGUUGAUUGGCAUGUCGAAAGAACAUUUAGCGAUUGCCCUGGCUUUGAGCGUACCAGUCGUGGUGUGUAUAACGAAGAUCGAUAUGACGCCUCCAAAUGUUCUGGCAAAAACUAUUGAGCAAGUAUGUAAGAUCAUGAAGAGUCCAGGUUGUCGGAAAACACCCGUAUUUGUCAAGUCGGCCGAGACUGCGGUGGAGUUGCGUAUGUUCCUGAAUCUGCUACCUGCAAGUGAGAGCGACAGCGAGAAGUUCGCUGCUGAUCAACCAUUAGAGUACUCUGUCACCGAAAUAUGGUCUGUACCAUAUGUAGGGACAGUAGUCGAUGGCAUCUUGAACAGUGGGACCAUUAAGACGGGAGACACGGUCCUUCUUGGGCCUGACGCCAAUGGUAAUUAUCAGACAACAGUCAUCAAGAGUAUUCAGCGCAAACGUGCCCCGGUCGGUAGCGCCGAAGCCGGCCAGUGUGUGUCCUUAGCCUUGAAGCGUGUGCGGAAAGCCGCGGUUCGCAAAGGAAUGGUUUUGGUACACAAGACGGAUACAUUGCCAAGAGCUGUCCGAAGAUUCGAGGGGCAGGUUUUAAUACUAUAUCAUAACACUACAUUGCAGACAAACUAUCAGGCUAUGCUCCAUUGUGGGGCUGUGCGUCAGACCGUCCGCAUAGUCAGUAUGGAUCACCCCCAGGGGAUCCUACGAACAGGGGACCGUGCCACCGUGACAUUUGAGUUUAUCGCCCGCCCAGAGUUUAUCAAAGAGGGUAUGAAGUUAUUAUUCAGGGAGGGGAAGACCAAGGGGCUCGGCGUGAUUACCCGAUUAUUGUGA
Molecule: messenger RNA, 1698 nt
Organism: Fibroporia radiculosa
Lineage: Eukaryota; Fungi; Basidiomycota; Agaricomycetes; Polyporales; Fibroporiaceae
Exons: 17
Coding region: 1-1698 (565 amino acids)
Biological process (GO): translational elongation
Molecular function (GO): GTP binding; translation elongation factor activity
Source: RefSeq, a predicted model, not a curated record